Molecule: messenger RNA, 354 nt
Organism: Rotaria sp. Silwood1
Lineage: Eukaryota; Metazoa; Rotifera; Eurotatoria; Philodinida; Philodinidae
Source: the annotation of a GenBank genome assembly
AUGUAUACUGGUGCUAAUAUGGUUGAAAUGCAAAAUGGUGCUCCAAAUCGUCCAAUUCAUAUUCAUGUUGCAUCUGAUCAACUGCAAGAAUGUGCUUUUCCCAGAAGGCAACAAUUAAAAUUAGCUAAUGAUCGACGUAUGUGUGUUUGUUGGAAUGAUGAGAAUGUCACUGAUGAAGUCGAUUGUCCAUCUCGUAUUUGUAAUGGAAUAAAUAGAACCAUUGUUUCACAUAUAUAUUGCACAAAUAAAUAUUAUGUUCGUGCUAUUGGUCCGGAUGAAAAAAGUGAAUUAACAGUUUCACGUGAUUUUAUGGAAUUAUCAGGUAUAACAUAUGAUUGGAAAGAUCAAAAAUGA